Messenger RNA from Acipenser ruthenus (sterlet), 1852 nucleotides. Its product is annotated as glycoprotein integral membrane protein 1-like. The transcript has 8 exons. Bases 23 to 1093 code for a protein of 356 amino acids. The record is from RefSeq and is a predicted model, not a curated record. NCBI's taxonomy places the organism in Eukaryota, Metazoa, Chordata, Actinopteri, Acipenseriformes, Acipenseridae.
UAUUAUUAACACACACACAGGCAUGAUGGAGAAGGGACUGAUGUGGCUCUAUUUAACUGCCUAUCUUGUGUUUAUUUUAGUUAUUUUCAAAGAUGCAGCUGCAGUAGAACUCGAUAGGGAGAGUAUAAUGAUCAAUGUGACAACAGUGGGAGAAACAGACGAAGCAAAGGUCCUACAGAUUAACUUUAACAUCUCAGCAGUUGACGACCAAGUUUAUGUGAACAACAUACCAGUCAAGCUUUCUGGGGUCACAAGAUUAAACUGCAGCGCACAGCUUUUGGAAGGUGGAAACCUCAGUAAGGCAGAGGAACCAGGUCGUUUUGUGAUGGUCAGUGUUCGUGUGCUGGUUCGCCAGUGGCCUUUAGAAAGCGAGCCUGUUGUGCAUCUCCUUGUGUUUAAUGAAGAGGUGACUGAAGUAGAAGGAAAACAGGUGCAGCAGGCAGACAUGUAUGAAGUGAAUAUCUUUAUGAAUAAGGAAUUCCAGAAACUUAGGCAAUCCAGCUACUCCUACCCUAUGAAGGAAAGCAUAUUAAACAGCAUUCCCAGGCACAGCGACAUCUUAUUUACAGUUCCGAACCUUCCAGAAAAAGUAGGUGAUCAAAGUCCUGCUCAAACAAUGACAACUAGUCAUUACCCCUUCAAACAAGCUGAAACCACAGUGGAAGAAAAGGCAACUCUUGGCAAGCUACCUGAGACUCCAUUGAGAAUGACACCUGACUUCUUGUACAAUGAAGAAACAGCAGAUGAAUAUGGACCUGCUGGCAAACUGCCACAGAUCCCCCUGAGAUCACAGCCACUAUCUUCCUAUAAUGAAAUGUGUCGGUGGGUGGAGCAGCUGAGAGAAAGGCUGCGUCGUUUCUGGACUGAAUCCCUCCCAUUGUUCUUCCUGUUCAUGUGGGUGGUGGUGGUGGGUGUUGUUGGAUCAGCUAUCAUUGUUAAAGUCCUUGACCUGCUUUUCCCAACCUGCGAGCAGAAGGGAGAUUUAAAACUUGAUCCUGUUACAAUGGUGCCGUUGGAAUUGCCUGUGGAGGGUAAACUUUUACUUCUGGACCACUUAGAGAUGGAAACAGAUGAAGAGGUUACAAGCCCUUAAAGAUAACUUUUCAAGUAGUGGUCAAUAAUACCACUUUCAGUGGAUCUUUUGUUACAGAAACACUUUGACCUCCACUCAGAAUACUUGUGGAUGAUUAAUUUCAUUAGAGAACAGUACGUUCUUUUUUUUAGUUUCUACACAUUAGCACAAAUUGUAUUUACAGUUCUGAUUUGAAAAAAAAAAGUAAAAUAAAUAUUGGUGGCAAUUUAAUGAAUUGAGCUUAAUCCAUCAUACUGCUGUAUUUAUUUAGUAUAAUAUAGAGUACAACAUUCCUUAUUGCUAAUUUAUAACAAGCUGAAAGGCUUCUGCAUACCACCGUUUAACACACCCAAUACAUUAACAUUAUUACCCAAUAACUACUCUAACAUCAUAGAAAUCAGUUUCUAAACACAGCCAUUACCUGUAUAAAUGGUGUAGACCACAUUUGUACAGGAUGCUUGGACUACUGACACCAGAUGAAACACAGUUUAUUAUUUAAUUUUUUGUCAGCAUACUAUACAUGAUAACAUCGUUUGGGGGAAAAAUAGUCAAAUAACCCUAUACUUGGUAAGGAAUUCAGUAUUUAAUACCUUUAUGUAGUGCAUAAACUACAAUUAGAAAAUGGAUCUGAGAUUUCCUUUAACCUGAUUGGUCAAUAGGAGGGCUUAAAUCUGAUAAAAUCGCUGACCUCGAAUGUCAUCUUUCAAACUAUGUUUAAUCACUGUACAAAUCAAUCCACCUGAAAAUACAUAAACACACUAUUCGUGUAUGUUACCUUUU